Molecule: messenger RNA, 1023 nt
Organism: Propithecus coquereli (Coquerel's sifaka)
Lineage: Eukaryota; Metazoa; Chordata; Mammalia; Primates; Indriidae
Gene: A3GALT2
Product: alpha 1,3-galactosyltransferase 2
Exons: 5
Coding region: 1-1023 (340 amino acids)
Biological process (GO): carbohydrate metabolic process
Cellular component (GO): Golgi apparatus; membrane; vesicle
Molecular function (GO): hexosyltransferase activity
Source: RefSeq, a predicted model, not a curated record
AUGGCUCUCAAAGAGGGACUCGGGGCCUGGAAGAGAAUCUUCUGGCGACGGAUCCUACUUGCACUUGGCCUCUUGGGCCUACUCCUGUAUGUGCUCCCUAGUGUCAGGCAUCUGGAAGUUCUCAUCCCCAUGGGUGUCUGCCCAGCGGCCACAAUGUCCCUGCUGAGAGACAACUUCACAGGUGUCCUGCGUCCCUGGGCCCGGCCUGAAGUCCUGACGUGUACCUCCUGGGGGGCUCCCAUUAUUUGGGAUGGCACCUUCGACCCAGAUGUGGCCCAGCAAAAGGCUGGACAGAAGAACCUCACCAUUGGGCUGACUGUCUUUGCCAUAGGCAGAUACCUGGAGAAGUACCUGGCGCGCUUCCUGGAGACGGCCGAGCAGCACUUCAUGGUGGGCCAGCGCGUGGUGUACUACGUGUUCACCGAGCGACCGGCCGCCGUGCCCCGCGUGGCGCUAGGCCCCGGCCGCCGGCUGCGCGUGGAGCGUGUGGCGCGCGAGCGGCGCUGGCAGGACGUGUGCAUGGAGCGCAUGCGCACGCUGCACGCGGCGCUGGGUGGGCGGCUGGGCCGCGAGGCGAGCUUCGUGUUCUGCAUGGACGUGGACCAACACUUCAGCGGCGCCUUCGGGCCCGAGGCGCUGGCCGAGUCGGUGGCGCAGCUGCACGCCUGGCACUACCACUGGCCGCGCCGGUUGCUGCCCUUCGAGCGCGACGGGCGCUCGGCCGCCGCGCUGGCGCCGGGCGAGGGCGACUUCUAUUACCACGCGGCCGUGUUCGGGGGCAGCGUGGCGGCGCUGCGCGAGCUGACGGCGCACUGCGCGCGGGGCCUGCGGCGGGACCGCGCGCGCGGCCUGGAGGCGCGCUGGCACGACGAGAGCCACCUCAACAAGUUCUUCUGGCUGCACAAGCCCGCCAAGGUGCUGUCGCCCGAGUUCUGCUGGAGCCCGGAAAUCGGCCGACGGGCCGAGAUCCGCCGCCCGCGCCUGCUCUGGGCACCCAAGGAGUACGGGCUGCUGCGGGACUAG